AUGGAGGACUACGACAAGUUUGUGCAGCAUCGUCUCUCCCAUCUGAGGAUCUGUGAGGAGGAAGACAACAGACCUCCACCUUCAUCCUCUCUCAUCUACUUCUAUGGACGCCCCAUCCUUCCUCCCCUGCUCUCAGGAGAGCAGAGAGAGGAGAUGCAGCGACACAGAGAUGCAGCACAAAAAGCUUCUGUCCACAGGAAGCUGAAGGAUGAUUCAAGACUGGCCCACGUGCAAACUAUCCUGCACAGUGUUCAGCUGAGGAAGACGCCAACACUGGAGGAGUUGCUCCAAGAGUCAGAGACUACCACAAAAUAUUCAUAUUCCCAUAACAGCAGUGGUGGAUCAGUGUCGCAGAGCAAGUUUUCCUUGGAAACAAAGGAUAGUCUUUCUUGCUCACCAACACCCGGAACAAAAGAUAAAGACGGUGUUUCUCUCCCUCCGUUGACAUCCACUACAUAUAGUGCCUACUUUGCAUCUGAUGUGACACGUCAGCAAAGUUACCAGGAAGAAUGCCUUAAUGACCAACAUGACAGCCAACAGGGAUCACAGCCAAGCCACCAGUCUGUGUCUUCAGGUUACGUGACCUACCAGAAUGCUGAAAACACCACCAGUGUCUCUGGAAGGAUUGAUGCGGAGGGAGAAAGCCGUGACUUUGUCUCCUCGGAGGGAGCUUAUAAUAACAGUACGGGUGGCUUUUUCCUUCACAACACCUCAAACACAAUCGCCAAGAUGCCGGAUAUUAUUAGCCACCCUCCAAUAGAUGGAGAAGAAUUGGAAAGGAGUGGACUGGAGUCAUCUUUUGGUAAUGACUUUAUUUUAGUAAAAGACAAUAAUUGUACCUUGCUCGAGGUGGAUUCAGUCAUAUGUGACCAUUUACCAGCAGAGAAGUGUGAAAGCAGUCUGGACAGCAUGGAGGGUGGAGGUAACCCUCCCUUUACCACACUACUUGACCUUGAUGAAGAUCACAGUUUGGACAGAAUUGAGAGCCCAAUAUCUUCAUCUGAAAACAGUGGCCUUUGUGAAAACCCAGAGUUAUCACAGAUAUUAAAAGCUCAUCACAGUCCAACAACAGAGCUGCAAAUUCAGCACGACACCUCAGAAUCGGAAGCAGAACCAGCGGAGAGCCACGCAGACGAAGGAACGCCAUCUGAGGAGCCUUAUCGUCUGAGCCUCCAGGCCUUGCUGAAGAAAUCUCAGGAGUAUCGGCGGCGCCAGCGCAUGCUUAGGAACCAAGCCAAAAACACUAAAAUUCAGGAGAGGACGCAAGAACAGACGAGAGCAAGGGCGGAGGAGGAGCACAGCCUCUCUGAUAAGGAGAAUGACGAGUUCCCUUACAAGGGGACUGUGACCGCAGAAGGGAGGAAAAAUAAAGAGAGAAAGGGCAAUUUUAUCUCUUCUGUGGCAACGUUGCCGAGGAAAUCCUGGGAAAACGGGAGCGUGAUUGAGAGGGAGUUUGUUGGAGAAAACUUUAAGUCUGAACAUUUAACAGAAGAUGGAAAUAAUAAGGACAUUUCCAGUGUUGAGGAGGAAACGAUCUUCAAAAACAAUAAGCUUAAUAUUUCACCAGAGGUCAUAACAGAGCCGAGACAAAUCAGCACAUUCCCCCAGCAACAGCCCACGUCGCCUGUUCAAGAAGCCUUUUUCUUGACCACCUGUCCUGCCGCUAUUUAUAAUAAAGUAGGGAAAUAUAACACUAUCCCAGCACCUUAUUUCUGUAGGAGCCCUGUGCACUGCAAAAGCAAAGGCAGCAUUCAUGAGGGAGAAACUCUUAAUGGGGCAGAAACCUUAGAAAAGAUACUCGCUCCUGGUUUGAAUGAAGGCCACGUGGUUGGAGAAGUGGAUUUGGGACAUCCAAACAGUCCCACAGUGGUCCCUUCCACUGUGAAUCUCUUGGUUGAAGGUGAUGCCAAGAGUUCACAGCAAAUAGAUCAGCUGGAGUCCAACCUGUCCAGUUUGAAAGUAGUAAUCUUGGAUCUGGAGUCCACACUGACAGAAAACUUGAAGAAUCACAGCAAAACUGAGAGCAACACUCAAAAUGAGCUCAGUUCUAAAGGCACCGAGCACUCUCUUCAAAGUCAUCGUGACUAUUUUGAGGGCAAACAGAGGAGUGAUGAUGAUGAGCAAGACCAAAGGAACAGAGAGUGGCAGGGAAGACAAUUAUUAGACAAUUUCAAGAACACACAGGCAGAUACAGGACCUGAACCAAGCAUCAGUGACACAGACCAGGGAAAGAAAGCUGAUGAAAUAAAGGUCAGUGAGCCCAGGCUGGUCCAAACCUCAGCUACAGACAGAGUAAAGGAACAAGUGGAGUGUAAAGAAGGACUUGCUCAGAGCUUGGGACAGCAUGGCGGCUGUAGAAAGCCCACAGCUAAAUGCGUCCUCUCUGUAACGCAGCAGCUGAGAAUCCCCGACGUUUUCAGAACGGCUCCAUCUGUAACCACGGCUGAACGUAACAUCUCUGUGCUGUCGGACACCAGUAACCGUCCAGUGGAAAGUAGGAACGAGGCAGCUGCAGAAACUCACAACUCUACCCGCUCGCCGUCUCUCAACCAGUCGUAUGAUGUGGACGCACCAUCGGGGCUGUGGCUCCUCGACGGGUCGGGGUCCGACCUGGGCUCAAAAGGUCACUACCUUCAGGAGAAACAUCAUCUGACUCCAGAGAGUGGCGGUGAAGACCAGGGUGGGGUCUCUAAAGUCAAACGGAGGCUGCUCAUGCACACGACGGGGGAGACGAGGGAACGGAGAGCGCCAGUCAGACCCAACGCCAGCACCCCGACAGCUGCAGCGCGGUGGUACGAAGGCCACGGCAAUCAAGAAGACAAGCAGGAACAACUGAAACAGGCUCACGCUGCUCAGGUCAGAGCGCUGCAGGAGGAGCACAGGAGACAACAGGAGGAGCUGCUGCAGGCUCUGGCAGAGCGUUACCGUCUCCUCCAGAGCGUGUCCUUCCCUUGCUCCAUGUCAAGCUCACGUCUUGGGGACACGUUGACCUUUCCCACUCUCUCUCAGCCCCUCAGCCCACUGUCAGAGCGCUACCGCCCCCUGCUGGCAGCAGCCGUGAAAGGUUUCCUCGCUCGCCGCCUGCUGAAGACGGAGAGAGUGGCGCAGCUGGUGCGCACCGUCAGGGACACACACCAGUUCCUGCAGGCCCUCCAGCAGCAUCAGAGUCCUGGAAGAGGCGAGCUGUGCAGCAGACAGGACCUUUUACUGCAGGAGCGAGUCACCCUGCAGCUGCGCGCCGCGCGUUAUGAGGUCCACGACGUAUUCUUCAGCCUGUCAGCCGGAGAGAAGAUGCAGCUGAUCAGCUGGGACAGAGAGCUGGUCAGGGAGAGGGAGCUCAAACGACAGAGUGGGCACACCGGCCAUCCCAGAGGAAAGAGUUCUCUGUCAGCUGCCACGCAGAAAUCACUGGAGAGGAAGAGAGGAAUGAUGAUCCAGAAAAAGACGGCAGAAAGGCACACGGGAGUAGUGACGAGGAUCGGACACAAUACUGGAUUCUGUGCCAAGCAGCCGGUGGGAACCAAGCGAGGGCAGUUCAGAGCAAAUCCUCAGAGGGUCCCCAAAAGCACUUACUCCUCGAGACCCCGAUGA
Centropristis striata (black sea bass) is the source of this 3591-nucleotide messenger RNA. RefSeq lists its product as uncharacterized. The coding region runs from base 1 to 3591 and encodes 1196 amino acids. Gene Ontology annotation, biological process: centrosome duplication; regulation of cytokinesis; centriole replication. The record is from RefSeq and is a predicted model, not a curated record. The transcript has 10 exons. Gene Ontology annotation, cellular component: centriole. Lineage: Eukaryota; Metazoa; Chordata; Actinopteri; Perciformes; Serranidae.